Messenger RNA from Cladophialophora bantiana CBS 173.52, 954 nucleotides. RefSeq names its product ubiquinone biosynthesis protein COQ4, mitochondrial. Lineage: Eukaryota; Fungi; Ascomycota; Eurotiomycetes; Chaetothyriales; Herpotrichiellaceae. The record is from RefSeq and is a predicted model, not a curated record. Bases 1 to 954 code for a protein of 317 amino acids. Gene Ontology annotation, cellular component: mitochondrion; mitochondrial inner membrane. The transcript has a single exon. Gene Ontology annotation, biological process: ubiquinone biosynthetic process.
AUGAAAUUCCUCCGACCGAGCAGACACCGAGACCUUGCUCUGCUGUCUUCCAUACUCCGCGUCUCACAGCCCAUCUGUGCCAACUGUGCAUGUCUCCAGGGCCAAUCCGAUGGCGGCGCUCGAGCCAAUGUAUCCUCAAGUCGUCCAUUUUCGGUGCUCAAUCGACCUCCACCAAACUAUCCUGGUCAUGUCCCCCUCACUGGCGUUGAGCGCGUAGGCCUAGCAAUUGGCAGCGCAGUCACCUCACUUAUCGACCCCUACAGGCAUGACAUGGUCGCCGCAUUGGGCGAAGCCACGGCACAGCCCUUCUUCAUCUCAUGGCUGCGGAAUCGCAUGCUGUCAGACCCGACGGGGAGGAGAAUACUACGAGACCGCCCACGCAUUACCUCCAAGACCAUGUCUCUCGAGAAACUACGACAGCUGCCUGACAACAGCGUGGGAAGAACAUAUGCAGCUUGGCUGGAUAGGGAAGGCGUCACGCCCGACACCAGAGAUGCUGUACGGUACAUUGACGAUGAAGAAGAGGCAUAUGUCAUGCAGCGAUACCGGGAGUGUCAUGAUUUCUACCAUGCUGUGACUGGUCUGCCGGUGUGGGCAGAGGGAGAGCUUGGAUUGAAGGCGUUUGAGUUUGCAAACACCGGAUUGCCCAUGACGGGACUCAGUCUAGCUGCAAUUGUCCGCCUGAAGCCCUUGGAGAGGCAGAGGAUGUUCCAGAUCUUCCUGCCGUGGGCCUUUUCGAACGGAUGGAAGAGCAAAGAUGUGAUUAACGUAUACUGGGAGGAAGAACUCGAGACGGACGUUGGUGAACUGCGCCAGAGGCUAGGAAUUGAGCAGCCGCCGGAUCUGAGGGCAAUCAGGAAAAAGUUGAAAGACGAGCGCAGAGCUGCAAAGGCCGCCAGAGCCGCCAAAGAGGCAGCGGCACAGUCUGUUGCCCCUCUUCGACCAGAGGCGUGA